This is a messenger RNA of Gavialis gangeticus (Gharial), 2792 nucleotides long. It is a transcript of the gene LRRC41, whose product is annotated as leucine rich repeat containing 41. Bases 74 to 2479 code for a protein of 801 amino acids. Gene Ontology annotation, cellular component: nucleus; cytoplasm. The record is from RefSeq and is a predicted model, not a curated record. The transcript has 10 exons. Lineage: Eukaryota; Metazoa; Chordata; Crocodylia; Gavialidae.
CUUACCUCUGUCCAAGAUGGCGGUGCUGCUGAGUGCUCUCCACCCGGCCUAGUCCCGUGUCCGAGGCGCCGCCAUGGAGGAGCCGGGGAGCGGCCCCCCCAGCCUCUUCGCGCUGAGCGGGGCGGCGGUGAGCUCCAGCAUGGGGGCCCUGGAGAGCGAGGUCUGGGCGCUGCCCGCCCAUAUCCUGCACGGCCUCCUGCCCCUGCUCAACGUCUACUACCUGGAGCGCGCCGAGGAUGCUGCCGCGAGCAAAGGACUCUCAACUCAGCCAAUAUGGCGCAAACUCUGGAACGAUGUAAUGAAAACCAGGCCACCCAAGUCGGAGCACAUAACCUGUUGGAGGAAGAAGUUCCUUGAAACUUUUUUCUCGAACAUCCUUCAUGGAGUCUUGGAUGUUUCUUCAGAUCAGCGCCUGAACGACGAUCGUUUUUCACCCUUGCUCCACAGCUCGCAACACGUGACCCAGCUCACCAUCCUCAACAUGCUGCAGGGGGUGACAGAGCUCACUGCUGAGCGCAACCGGAGAGUUGUAGAAAACCUGGCAGGCUGCUUGAAAACCUUGAAGUUUCGUCACCUGCUGUCCUCCGACUUGUCCAUUAGACACUCGUUGAGCUUGCUGCUUCAUCGCCUGAUCCACCAUGGGGCUGUCAACCAGGUGUCCGUGUAUUCCUGGCCUGUUCCUGACACGGUGCUCUUGGUCCUCAUUCUGAGCAUGAGCGCUGGGUUUUGGCAUCCAAGUAAGACACUUAUGCACCAUUGUGGCCCAUGCAGUCUUUGCAGAAAGGAACCUGAUUCCCAGACCCAAAAGUCAACUCAAGAUGACCUGGUAGACUCAAAGCAUCUGUGCCAUGGACAUACUGAGAAACUAGAGACGGGCCAACAUGGCAGUCAUGAGUCCAGUAGCAUAAAGAUCCAAAAUGCUUCCACCAAAGUCCCUGCAGAAGCCAAUCCAGACCCAAAAGCUUCAACAGAGCUCAAAGGAAGCAGUGGCUCUAAAACCCCAAUGCUCUAUGGCUUGAGGAACCAUCCUUUGCGGAACCGAGUGUGUCAUGAUGUGAGCUGCACAAUGCCCCCUGAGCAGUACAACGCUGAAAGGGAGUUGUCUUCCCCAUCAGAAAGGUCUUCAGCUGGCCCUGCUCUCCGAACGCCUCACAGAAAGCUUAAGUGUUCGUCAAGGAGGAAGCGCCGCAGCCCCAGGAGAAACUGGGGAUUGUGUGCAGAUCCAGAAGACCUUUAUGACUUUGUCUUCACUGUUGCUAGAGAGGCAACAAGAGAGACACUCAAUGAAAGUGUCCACGAAAGAGAAAACCUUGAUAGUUUGGCCAGUACCCCAGCAGACCGUCUUAGCUGUGAGAGUUUGGGCUGCAUGGGAAGAGGAGGCUCUUCUGGGAUUCUCUCUCUGAAAGCUGCAGCUCCCUUCCGAAGCAUAGCCACGUUGGAGUUGUUCUCCGUCCCUUUGACCGGGGACGCGUGUCGGACUCUGGGUAACCUGCUGAGCUCUUGGACCUCUUUAGAAAGCCUAGUUCUCUCCUACAAUGGCCUAGGUGCUAAUAUCUUCUGCAUCCUGUCUGGGCUCCGGGCCCUGUCUCACCACAAUGACCGCCGCCUUCGCGUGGUGCGUGUAAGCGAUGUCUUCUCGCACGUCCCUUCAGUGGAGCUUGUUCACUGCAUCCUGAGCGCCUUCCCCUGGCUCCGCACACUCUCCGUCAGCUUCGAUCUCAAACACCACCUCGAGGGGAGUAGACCAGAAGGCAGUCUGAACUCCUUGGAGGAGAUCCCAGAGAGCUGCCUGGAACAGCUGGAGAUCCGGUUCCCCAGAGAACCACUGCAGACUGCACUCCUGCUGCCUGUCUUGAAAGCCUCGAGAUCUCUCCAGCAGCUGUCCCUAGAUAGCGCAGCGCUACCAUGUCCCCAAGAGUUCGGGCUGCUUCUGCAGGCACUCAAAGAGCGCAACCCAGACCUGAAGAAGCUGAGCUUCCACGAUGUCAACCUGGCUGACCAUCAGGAAGAAGUCCUCCUCCUGCUUCAGGACCCCAUCCUCCAAGAAAUCACAUUCUCCUUUUGCCGGCUGUUUGAAAGCUCCACCGCCGAGUUCCUCUCUGAAAUAAUCAAUGUAGUGAAGAGAAAUUCAUCUCUGAAGAGCCUCAAACUACCCGGAAACAGACUUGGGAAUCACCGGCUGGUUGCUCUAGCAGAUAUUUUCUCUGAAGAUUCAUCCUCUUCCAUCUGCCAGCUGGAUGUCAGCUCCAACUGCAUUAAGCCUGACGGACUCCUGGAGUUCACCAAGAAGCUGGAGAGCCACCUGCUGCAGCGAGGCGAGCGGGCCAAAUUCACCCACCUUCGCCUCUUCCAGAAUUGGCUGGACCAGGAUGUUGCAACAGCACAGGAGGCACUCCAGCGCCUCAGAGCAGUGUGCAGCGUGGUCAGCGACACAUGGGACUCCUCCCAGGCCUUUGCCGAUUACAUCAGCGUGAUGUGAUGGGCAGGGCCUGCCAAGCAGCCUCCUACCUUGAUUUCAAAUUCCACAGGGACAUUGCCCCCAGGGCUCCUUUUCCAUUGUAUUCCAGAGGGGAGGGAAGCAUUAGGUGGGCUCAGAUGACACUAGGCUGAGUCAAAAAGCAAGGGGAUCUUGCUUGCAUUGUGCAGAAUUGACCAUGUAACUCAUGGUGCAGCUGGAGAAGCAGAAGUGUGAUUAGGGGAGGGGAAGAAACUCAGCAGUAAAGAACUGAUCAGAGCGGAGGGGACCUGAGGAUUAGGGACAGAAAUAAGGUGAUUCUGCCAGAUGUGUUUGA